AUGGGCAAGCCAAAAACAAUUGAUGCAUUUUUUAAGAAAAAGGAUGCUGAUUCAAAUUCUAAAAUGUCUUCCUCGACAUCAAAUCCUCAAACUUUAGCUCCUGAGCAACGCCAUUCUAAGAUGCCAAGAAUUGAAUCUCAAGUAGUUGAGUCAUUUGACAUUUCUACUCUACAACAUGAUCCAGGAUUACGUCCUCAAAUAUGGGAAUAUCCUGUUAAUCAACGGGAUGAAAUUAGAUGUGCUUAUCUUAAAGUUGGUCCGCAUAGGUUCAUUCCUUCUAGUAGUUCUGGAUAUCCGUUUUCAGGAACUGAAAAAAACCGCCGAAGAUUUCAAUCAUCUUGGUAUAAGAUGUUUGAUUGGUUAGAAUAUUCUGAGGCCAAAGAUGCUGCUUAUUGUUUACCCUACUUUCUUUUUGCUAAAAGGCCUACGGGGCGGUUUGGAGGUAGUGCAUUUACAAUUGAAGGAUUUCGUAAUUGGAAGAAAGUUAAUGAUGGUACACAUUGCUCUUUUUUGGCCCACAUGGGAAAUGGGCCAUGUUCACCUCAUAAUAAUGCUGUUAAGUGUUGUGACAAUUUGAAAAAUCAAUCUCAACAUAUUGAUAAGGUGAUAGAUAAACAAACUUCGGAAGAAAAAGUGAACAAUCGAUUGAGAUUGAAGACUUCAAUUGAUUCUAUUCGGUAUUUGGCAUAUCAAGGAUGUCCUUAUAGAGGUCACGAUAAAGGUUCCGAUUCUAAAAAUCGUGGCAAUUUUCUUGAGUUGAUAAAACUUGUGUCCAAUUACAACGAGGAUGUUGCCAAGGAUAAAAUAUCUGACGUUCUUUCUCAAAAUUGUCUUGAUAUUCAAAGUAUUCGUGGGCAAGGGUAUGAUGGUGCUAGCAAUAUGCGUGGUGAAUGGAAAGGAUUGCAGGCAUUAUUUCUCAAUGAAUGUUCUUGUGCAUACUAUGUUCAUUGUUUUGCACAUCGAUUACAAUUAGCAUUAGUUGCUGCAUCUCGAGAGGUAAUUGUUGUUCAUGAUUUCUUCUCAAAUUUGAAUUUCAUUAUCAAUGUGGUUAGUGCUUCAUGUAAACGUCAUCAUGAUUUGCAAGAUGCUCAAGAAGAAGAUAUCGCACAUUUGAUAGCUAUUGAUGAACUUGAAACUAGAAAAGGGGCUAACCAAAUUGGCACUUUGAAACGAGUUGGUGCGUUGGGGUUCUCAUUUUUAUUCUAUUUGUAG
Molecule: messenger RNA, 1212 nt
Organism: Corylus avellana
Lineage: Eukaryota; Viridiplantae; Streptophyta; Magnoliopsida; Fagales; Betulaceae
Source: RefSeq, a predicted model, not a curated record